Messenger RNA from Pelobates cultripes (western spadefoot toad), 24323 nucleotides. Lineage: Eukaryota; Metazoa; Chordata; Amphibia; Anura; Pelobatidae. The record is from the annotation of a GenBank genome assembly.
GGGUAGUGUGAUCAGCUGAUCUGUGAUUCCCUGAUGUAGUUGCUCGGAGGGCUCUGCCAGUCUCUGCUCACACUCCACUCACAGCCGCUGCCAUGCAGGUAAGUUAACCCCAUCACUGCCGGGGGGGGCACACACACAAACACACUUACUGACUCAUCUCCAUGGUAACCAGACCUGGACACCCAGGGGUUAACUUUCCUUGUGAUUAACCCCUUACUGUCAUACUGCAGGUGGGGAUUAACCCUCUCCUCGCCGAGGAGACAGAGCCUGAAUUAUUCACUAAACUGCGAAUUGAAUACGAAUGGAGAAAUCCAGGGUGAACUAGAAACAGGAACUGAACUGGAAAACUUCCCCCAACUUUUCACAGUCCGGUUAUUGUAACCUGGAUUUUGCCAUUUGGAUGGAAUUCGCUGCAAUUCGGAGUUUAGUAAAUAACCUUUUGAAACAGUUAGUGAUAUGUGAUCCCAUCCCCCCCACAUGUUAUAAAGCUACUGAUCCCAUGACUGGCCUCUUCACUGGGAGAUAGUGAUUAACCCCCUUCCCUGACUAGGAGCUGGACUCUGUGAUUAACCCCCUUCCCUGUCUAGGAGCUGGACUCUGUGAUUAACCCCCUUCCCUGUCUAGGAGCUGGACUCUGUGAUUAACCCCCUUCCCUGCCUAGGAGCUGGACUCUGUGAUUAACCCCUUCCCUGCCUAGGAGCUGGACUCUGUGAUUAACCCCCUUCCCUGUCUAGGAGCUGGACUCUGUGAUUAACCCCCUUCCCUGCCUAGGGGCUGGACUCUGUGAUUAACCCCCUUCCCUGCCUAGGGGCUGGACUCUGUGAUUAACCCCCUUCCCUGCCUAGGAGCUGGACUCUGUGAUUAACCCCUUCCCUGCCUAGGGGCUGGACUCUGUGAUUAACCCCCUUCCCUGCCUAGGGGCUGGACUCUGUGAUUAACCCCCUUCCCUGCCUAGGGGCUGGACUCUGUGAUUAACCCCCUUCCCUGCCUAGGGGCUGGACUCUGUGAUUAACCCUUCCCUGCCUAGGGGCUGGACUCUGUGAUUAACCCCUUCCCUUUGGACUAGGCCUAGGGGCUGGACUCUGUGAUUAACCCCUUCCUGCCUAGGAGCUGGACUCUGAUUAACCCCUUCCCUGCCUAGGGGCUGGACUCUGUGAUUAACCCUUCCCUGCCUGGGGGCUGGACUCUGUGAUUAACCCCCUUCCCUGACUAGGGGCUGGACUCUGUGAUUAACCCCCUUCCCUGACUAGGGGCUGGACUCUGUGAUUAACCACCUUCCCUGACUAGGGGCUGGACUCUGUGAUUAACCCCCUUCCCUGACUAGGGGCUGGACUCUGUGAUUAACCCCCUUCCCUGCCUAGGGGCUGGACUCUGUGAUUAACCCCCUUCCCUGCCUAGGAGCUGGACUCUGAUUAACCCCUUCCCUGCCUAGGAGCUGGACUCUCUGAUUAACCCCUUCCCUGCCUAGAAGCUGGACUCUCUGAUUAACCCCAUUCCUGCCUAGGAGCUGGACUCUCUGAUUAACCCCUUCCCUGCCUAGGGGACCCCCUUCCCUGCCUAGGAGCUGGACUCUGAUUAACCCCUUCCCUGCCUAGGAGCUGGACUCUCUGAUUAACCCCUUCCCUGCCUAGAAGCUGGACUCUCUGAUUAACCCCAUUCCUGCCUAGGAGCUGGACUCUCUGAUUAACCCCUUCCCUGCCUAGGGGACCCCCUUCCCUGCCUAGGAGCUGGACUCUGUGAUUAACCCCCUUCCCUGCCUAGGAGCUGGACUCUGUGAUUAACCCCCUUCCCUGCCUAGGGGCUGGACUCUGUGAUUAACCACCUUCCCUGACUAGGGGCUGGACUCUGUGAUUAACCCCCUUCCCUGACUAGGGGCUGGACUCUGUGAUUAACCCCCUUCCCUGACUAGGGGCUGGACUCUGUGAUUAACCCCCUUCCCUGACUAGGGGCUGGACUCUGUGAUUAACCCCCUUCCCUGCCUAGGGGCUGGACACACUAAUUAACCCUUUUGCUGCCAUGGAGCUUAAACCCAGGAAUUGAUGUGCAGUCUUUCAUAGUAAUUAACCUCUUUUCUGUCAUGUUAACUCCUUCUCUGAGAGUUGUAACACAGUGAUUAACCCUUUCCUGGGACAGCUGUAACACAUGACUACCUCCUUCUCCAAGAGUGAAGUAGAACUCCCCUUCUUUCUGACAGCUGUAAAAUUAUUAGCCCUUUUGUCUCUGAGCAAAAAAGCAGGAAAUUAUUUAUUAACCCAGUCUGUGAGAUAGAACCUUAUAACAAUUCUUCACCUCAGGUGUAAAAGUCAUAACACUUUGCUCAACCUCAUGGUAUUCAGACAGUUAACCACUACAUAAAUCAAUUUGAAACUUAUUGAUUCCAUCUCCUUGUUCAUAGCCUAGUUAUAAAGCUAACGUAACCCUUUAACUGCCAAGACCAGACUAAUAGCCUGCUUCUUGAUGAUCAUAGGCAGUCAUUGUCUUAUUGACCUGAGAUAUUUUUAUAACGUCUCUUCCUACAGAUGUAUUUCAUAUUUUCCAAUAAUGUGACGCUGCUGUUUGAUUUCUGGACUGUUCACACGCUGGCAGGUAGGUGAUGUUCACACUCUACACAGGAUUGCAUAUUAUUUAUUUACUAAGAGGAGAAAUCUCUGGAUUUAAAGGUUAAUUUAAAAUUUAAGGCCAAUCUAGCCGAACUGGAAUCAUUGUCUAGGCCAGCUAUGCUUCCAGUUUGGCUACUUUGGCCUUAAAUUUGAAAUUCCCUUUUUAUUCACUUUGCAUCCACACCAAUCCUUACUUUAGUGACGAACCCGGUUAGUCUCCAAUAACUUCAAGUUUCUAGUUCUGACCUAUGGAUGUACAGACUUUCUUAUAUUUGCCGGUUAGUCUUCACUAGAAAUCUAAGUGACAGUAGGAACUGCAGAAAUAUAAGAUGUGGGCUGAUGGGCAGGGAGCUCUGUUAAAAGGAAGUGAUUGCUGAGAUGAUUAGUGAAUCUGUCAGAGAUUGGGUGGAGUAGUGUCUAUAGAGAUAGUUUAAAGCUAUGGAAUUGUAAGGAAUAGUCUGACAGAGCAAGUGAAAGUAUUACAGAGGACAGGUGUAAUAUGGGAGACAGCCCGCAAUAUACAGGAUUAUUUACUAACAUGAGAAUUGAACUUGAAGGCCAGAGUAGCUAAAUAUUAGAGAUUUUUUUGCUUUGAAUUCUCACCUUCGUAAAUAACUUGGUGCAUAAAGGUGUACUUGGCAUAGUGGCUUUGCAUUGCGGUAGAGGGGCAGUACAAACAGGUGCAGUAUUUAUACAGAGAUAGCUGUGUACUUUGUUACCUGGUUACCUUACAGUAGUUUUAUGAUGUUAAUACAGUGUAAAAACGUAUGUUUUUCCUGACGUAUUUUGGCAGUACGUAUGGGUUGUGCUUCCUAAUUGGGACAAGCAUCUGCAAGAUAGGUGAUUAAGAAAAGUUCCUCCCCUUUACUUUAUAAAGGGCUUCCUCAGCAAGCACACCUCAGUUCUUCCUUGUCCCAGCACGGGACGGAUCAAGCGUCUGUUGGAGGUGAGGCACACAGGUUGCUGUCUAGGGGAGGAAGCCCGAUAUCUGCCUGGGUGGUAGGCUGAGCGGCAUGGUUCCAUCCACGGAGGUUCCAGAGCCCUUUCUGUUUUAUUUAUGCGCUGAGUAUAGGCGGGCCGGGGAACGCCUUCAUUAUGUUGCAGGCCAUGCGCCUGCACACAGUGGUGGAACGCACGCCUGUGUGGUGUUGCAUUCCACCGAAGUUCCAGGUGCGCUAUUGCACAUGCAUAAACCGGAACUGCCGGGAAACUGCUGAGUGCGGAUUGCUGUACUGUACCCUGUGGCAGCAGGAAGCUUGUCAGAAGGGUUCCCCAUGUCACCAAUCCCCCACACAGCUCAGAGGUUUUCGAGGUAAGAUUAGCUGAUCUUUGCCUUGAAAAUCUGUUCUGAUUAAGAUUGCAAGUUAUGGAUGGAAUUGUUUUGCAGAAAAUGGACUGUAUGUGCAAGAUGGACGGUUUGUACACUGUGGAAUGCCUCUGCUAUACUCCGCUUUUGCUUAUUGUAUCUGUGCUACUCACCUUAAAGGACCACCAUAGGCACCCAGACCACUUCAGCUUAAUGAAGUCGUCUGGGUGCCAGGUCCAGCUAGGGUUAACCCUUUUUUCUAUAAACAUAGCAGUUUCAGAGAAAUUGCUAUGUUUAUAAUAGGGUUAAUCCAGCCUCUAGUGGCUGUCUCAUUGACAGCCGCUAGAGGUGCUUGCGUGCUUCUCACUGUGAAAAUCACAGUGAGAAGAUGCCAGCAUCCAUAGGAAAGCAUUGUGAAUGCUUUCCUAUAAGACUGGCUGAAUGCACGCGCGGCUCUUGCCGCGCAUUCAGCCAAGGAGGAGGAGGAGAGUCCCCCACCCGGCGCUGGAGAAAGAGGUAAGUUUAACCCCUUCCACCCCCUAGAGCCCGGUGGGAGGGGGACCCUGAGGGUGGGGGCACUAUAGUGCCAGGAAAAUGGGGGUUUUCCUGGCACUAUAGUGGUCCUUUUAACCUCUUAAGGACACAUGACAUGUCAUGAUUCCCUUUUAUUCCAGAAGUGUGGUCUUUAAGGGGUUAAUAUGGUUCUGGGGUUUAUAAAUAUAACCAAGGUGCUGCAAUUUCUUGCGUAAAAUUAAACAGUGAUUAUUCCUAUCUUUAAAUUCUUAUAGAGAAUCAAAUAGUGUAUCAGCUGCUCUGCUUCUGGUUAGGAAUGAAUCGGUCAUGGGGCAGGAUAAAUCUGCUAAACUUUGUGUUAUCUGUUCCUCAAACCCAAUGUCUUUCCUACGUGCAGAAAUGGGAACACUCUGUGUAACGAGUCUUUCUUGCCCAACAUUUAAUAUGAUUACCAUCAAAUGCGUGAAUGUUACACCGCCAGGUACACUGAGAAUCCAUACAAUUCUGCAGAAGUAGCUGCUUUAAAAACCCUGUCGUUAACCUCAGAGGCUGAAGCUUCUUGCAGACUGCUGGGUUUCGGUAUGGGUCUUUGCUGGCAGGUGCAGCGGUGUCCAAAACGUAUAACUUUGUUUACUAUCGUUAAUGGAGGUUAUUUAAGUCUCCUGAUAAGCAGCUUGUCAGUUUCCUGUUCUGUUUGUGAUUGUCACAUAUUUUUCAUGGAUUUGACUAAUAAAAUUUGACAAUGACUUUCGAGAUCAUGGGUUGAUCUGCUGUUUCCCUUAUAUCCUGGUGGCUUAAGCUUGGACGGCAGAUCAGCGUCCUAUUCGGUCCCCUGUUUACUCCCAUUAGGGAAAUGGGUAUCUUUUGUCGAAAGAGGAAAAAAGCUCUGCCUCAAGACAACUAGAACUAGGUCUGACAUUGGUAGGCGUUCUGGACGCCGAGAAGUUUGGAGGCGUAAUCCUGCAUUUCUAUACGAAGUGUGGAUAGCUCAGUGGGUUUAGACCUUAUUCAACCCUUGGGGUUCACAGGUUUGUUUCCCCUGCAGGGUUGACUCAGCCCUUCAUCCCUUUGAGGUAGAUGACUGGAGUACCAUUCAAUGGAGUCACUUAACAUUCCCAGGAUGCAUUUGGGAAACCGUAUUUAUCUUAAUGUCUCUUGCCUGGCUUUUAAGUUGAACCUACUUGCAAUCACUGGUUUCUUGAUCUGGUUAAAGAGGGCACCGCUUGCUCUUUUCAAAUCUGCCCAAUUUAUAAUCUUCCGAACAUCUGAUACUCUAUUUACAGAAACAGUGUUCCUGUUGGAUUCAAGGAGUUUGAGGUAUGGUUCUGUGAACCACGAAGUUUGUUGGGUUGCUCAGGAAUCUCCCGGUGAUCAAACUCUGAUCAUUCUUUUAAACCGGUUAUGAAUUUUUAAAUUAAUUGGUUCCGCUCCUGAGGUUCAGAAUUGAAACUUCUGCUUCUGUAACUCUGAUUCUGCAGAAAGGAAUUUCAUGGUAUAUAUAGUUCACAGAGCUAUAUUCCCACAUAUCCCUAUUGCGGUCCCUCAAGAGGUUUUCUGAAAAUACGCCAUAAAACGCUCCCAUAACAGUAAUCCAAAUUGUUAAUUUAAAAUGCAGUCCAGACAUGGACCUCUUGCUCACGGUGCAUAGAGGGAUAUUGCCUAUACCACACUGAUGAUACCUUACAAGGUUGAAAUGAUCAUCUCGGGUUGCCGUAUCUCUCGUGCAGAGGGAACUUGCUGGCGUUUCGGAUUUGGACUGCCCGUACAGAUGGGACCAGUCUGAUAUGCUUCAGAUAUGUUCUCUCUGUAAUGGCACAAGUUGAGCUAAAACCAGCUCGAGAUCUGAGUGGGGACCCACUGAAGGGCAGGCUAAUUGAGCUGUUGUCCGCUCUCCCCUCUCUUGCUACUUGGUUUUUCUCUCCAAUAGCAGCAUAUUUUAGGGAAUGAGGCAUUCCCUACCUGGGAGUUUAGCUACUUAUUGCUAAUAGGGAAGUUUGCCCUUUAAGUAUGUUCUGGUAGCUAGCAGAGCGCUACAACAACACGGUUUAAUACAGAGACUAGAAAGUAUUUUUUUUCUUCUCCAGGAAACAUUGGUUUUUUUUGAGGUUCAUGUUAAUCUUAAAACGUUACCUCUGCACUCAUAAAGGUAAGGUCCAAUUACUAAUAAAGUGAAAUUUCCUCCAUAAGGACAGGAGAGAUUGCUGGGAUGUCUGACAUCUUCAAUUCCUGCGGUUUACUGGGCAAAAUCUGGAUUUGGCUGCUACAGUGGAAAAUUAUCUCCUCUGGGUCAAAGUGUGGAAAUCUUGGAUUUCUGUCUCCUAGACUCUCUUUCUGCCUAUAGAAGGAGUGAUUUUUUCACCACAGAAUGCAUCUAACACAGGCUGGGUCACUCGUCUAAAUUCUUUAAUGUGCCAGCGUUCUUGGUCCUAAGAAACAUAGUCCACUAAUUUCAGAACUCUUAAGGCAGUUCUUCACUCCCCUCACCAAUUCAGAUCUUGGUUGAUUGAGGGACCUAUUACAGUGUGAUCAGACCACAACACUGUUUCCCUCACGUCAACAGACAGGGCCGUGCCAGAGGCAAGGUCUGUUUCAGCUAUGUACCAAAACGGUGUAGUGGGCUCUCUCCAUUCCACUCAUGAUGUGUCGACAAUGUCAUCACCUACAACCUCAGCACAAGAAAUUGUGAUCAAGAGUAAGGGUCUAUAGAUCCGAUCAUGUUCACAGUCUACAGAGAUAUUUGGAGCCCGGAUAGACAUUAUGGCAAAGAGGGAGAACCUGAAGAUUCUCUGGUUUGCCUCUCUGUACAGGACAGAUGGUUCACGUUAAAUAGUUUCUCUAUCUAAGGGUAUUUCUCCACGAUUACAAUUUUUUUUUUUUUUCUCCUAUAGUCUGUCCCCAAGAUUUCUUCAAAGAGGUAACGGACAGGGCAGUGGUUUUGUCAAUCUUUCUUUACUGGCCAAACACGAACCAGUUUUCGGCCUUGGUGGAGAUGACUUUCAAGUUUGGGGAUCUCAAACACUUUUGGAAGACCUGGAUAUCCUACUGGAAGUGUUGAAUAGGUAUCUAAAAUUCUCAAAUCUGGUAUAUAUCCCAUUGAUUUCUGGAUAGAAUUAGAGUAUUUUUCCUAAUCUGUGAGUGGGCUGUCUGCUGCAGUUUUUUGUUUGUAUAGUAGAUACAGGAAUUUUAGAGGGGCACUCUAAGUACCAUAACAACUUAAUUUCAACAAAAUUUUAAUCAUGCCAGGAGGUCCUAGCCCCUUCGUACCUUAAGGGGUUAAACUGUUUAUGAAUGGUUUAAAUGUAAGCAUACAAAGAUGGUGUUUUACAUAUAUAAUAAUAUAUAUUAUUGUUAUUAUCGCUAUUUAUAUAGCGCCAACAGAUUCCGUUGUGCUUUACAAUAUUAUUAGAGGGGAGAUUUAACUAUAAAUAGGACAAUUACAAGAAUACUUACAGAAACGAUAGGUUGAAGAGGGCCCUGCUCAAACGAGCUUAGUCUAUAGGAGGUGGGGUAUAAAACACAUUCGGACAGGAAAUAGCAGUCAGAUAAGGUGGGAGUUAAGCAGAGCUGGAGGAGAGAGUAGAGUGCUGCCGUUUAGGAGAGAGCAAGAGACAGGUAUGUGAGGUAGAGGACAGUCUUGAAGGCCAUAGGCUUUCAUAAAGAAAUGGGUUUUAAGGCACUUCUUAAAUGAUUGAAGACUAGGGGAGAGUCUGGCGGUAAGCAAGCUAUUCCAUAGAAAGGGAGCCGCCCGCGAGAAGUCCUGCAAGCGUGAGUUGGCCAUACGGGUGCGAGCAGUGGACAGAAGAAGGUCAGGGACAGAGCGGAGAGACCGAGAAGGGGCAUACAUCUGGAUCUGUCAGUGCUUUUAUAGGUGUGGGUUAGCACUUUGAAUUCACUCCUAUAGUAUACAGGAAGCCAAUGUAAGGACUGACAGAGGAGUGAGGUGUGAGAGGACCAACUUGAGAGGAAAAUCAGUCUGGCGGCAGCAUUCAUUACAGACUGUAGCGGGGCAAUACGGCUAUUGGGAAGACUUAUUAGGAGAGAGUUGCAAUAGUCCAUGCGAGCGAUUACUAGAGCAUGGACAAGCUCUUUAAUAACAUCUUGUGUAAGAAAGGGGCGGAUGUGGGCAAUGUUUUUAAGGUGGAAUUGGCAUGAUUUGACAACAGACCGGAUGUGCGGCUCAAAGGUGAGGCCAGAAUCAAAAGUAACACCAAGACAAUGUGCUUGUAAGGAUGGGCUGAUAUGGGUACCACCAAUCUGAAGGGAGAGCGAGAGAGGAGGAUUGAUAUUAGGAGGAGUAAAGAUAAGAAGUUCUGUUUUGGAAUGCUUCAGUUUCAGAAAGCGAGUGGACAUCCAAUCAGAGAUAGAAGAACGGCAAGAGGUGACACAUUGCAGGACAUCAGGGGAGAGGUCCGGGGAGGAUGGAUAUAUCUCUAUAUCUCCUCCUGGCAUGAUAAAAUUUUGUGGAAAUAAAAAAAUAAAUAAAUAUAUAUAUAUAUAUAUAUAUAUAUAUAUAUAUAUAUAUAUAUAUAUAUAUAUAUAAUCUCUAUCUCUCUUGAUCUACUCAUUGUUCCCUUGUACAUUAUAGGUUCAAGCAUUCCUACUAGGCCACCUUUAUCUGCAUUUCCCACCAAGGUGGGUAGAUUUCUUAUAAAUGUUUAAAAAAUUGUCUUGUGAAGCAUAUAGCCGUCACAAGUUUGUUACUUAUACGUUUUUGUUGGGUAUAGUACCUAAGCCAUAAUUAAUGAAAAUAUAUUAGUCUUAUUAUUUAAUAUUGAUAAACAAGCUGGUGGUGUUAAACUUGUAUAUCUACGUCACCUAAUCAGGUUACCAUAGAUUGGUUGAUUGUUCUAAUAUCCUUCAAAUUAAAACAAAGGUACAUGUAAAAAUUAUGAUCCCCCUCUGUUUUAACGCCACUCCCUCAUUGGUCACUCCAAUUCUCGUUUAUAAUCUGGUAAAUAUCACCGAGAGGCCAACACCACGCCACUUACGUCAGUGGCUUCAGGACCCCACGGGCCAAAUCAUAGCGCCUCUCUCGCCACCUGUAAAACUAGUUGGGCCUCACUUAUCACCACAGUAGCCUAUAAUACAACUUCGCCACUUGGCAUUAGAAGCAGUGUUAUAGUAAAUGGUACAAAUACCUACGUUCCAACUCUGUUUACAUUCAUAGUAUGUCUCACGUAUCUUCUCACGAGGAGGAGGUCUCUUUAUCAAGCACCCUUGAUAGAGCCGGCUCCCCAUCCAAACUCACAGAUGCCCCUAAUCCAACCUCCAGUUGUUGGUCUUGGACUAUUCCUAAAAUUACGGCUGAACUGAGGCGAAAAAUCAUACCUUUCCCUGCUACAGCUAGGAAGCAGAAUAGUUGGUUUCGAUUUGAUGAAAAUCAAUGAUAAUGACAGGCCAAGCACUAGCCACGAGUGCUCCAUACAAAAUAAUUUGACGGAACUUCACGGCAUGUUCUCAUCCCUGAUGACUUCUGUUUGCUGUAUGAAUAAAAGAUUGGAAAAGCUGGAAAUUACUAAUACCCCCAGCCAAACUGCUGAACCCGCCAUUAGCUCACCUAUCCCACAAUCUGUGCACCCAGGUAAUGUAAAUGUAUCAGCUGUAGCUAGCCUGCCAACCAAGAUCAUCACAUGAGCACAUCUUGUCCCCUUAAACCUCAGGAAGAUAUCUUGGAGGGUAAAGAUGUUAAUUUGGUGUCCCUAUUGAUUGUAUCUAAAUACAUAAUCAUAUUCUUUCAGAGACCUGUCAGUGGUUCUUAAAACCGGAAACCCCAGACUCUAUUAAAAACUUGAAUAUCCCAGACUUUGUUCUGGCUUUUGGCUUGUAUAGAGACGUCAUUUGUUCUAAUCAACCAGCCUGUAGAGAAGAACUAGAUCUAUAUAUGCUCAAAUUAGUGGACCUUUGUCACGGCACACCGGGAGAGGCUGGUGCACUUCGCUCACCAGGCGCUGCAUGAAUUUUGGGAGUGGCGAAAGCUCCAGACCCCCCUCCAAGCCACCAGCUUGCACUUCACUCUCUCCUUGCCCAUUGGCCCCUACAGCCAUCCCAUGUGGGUUGCGACAUGCAGGGGAAAGCAGGCAUGCCCUGUCUGCCUUUAAGCUUACCUCUCCUCCUGUGGGCAUGUUGGGUAAUGUGUUGUGUGUUCCCCAUGCUGCUCCCGGAUCUCCUCAGGGUGACAAAGCUCUGGGGAAUCCAGCUCAGCAAGCAUGGAAGCUGCAUGGAGCUUUGCAAAAUAACUUGUAUAGGGCCUUAGUCUCCUCCUCAUGGGGGGGCUCAAAUUCCCUUUUCCCUAUUUAAGAACAAGCCACCCUAGGGUCUGUGCUCAGUUGUUUUGGUGUUCCCCUGGAGUACAGAGCCAGCUUCUGACUGAAGUAAGUGGUUUACCCUCACCUGUGGAAUUCCCAUGAAUCAACUUUUGCCUGCCUGAAACCUUGAUAAACCCCUGUAACGCUGUCCCAGCUUUGAACUAUUUCCUCCAAUUCAAUUUCUUCAUUUACCAAGUGCUGGUACUCUGGUAAAACACCUUUUUAAAUACUUUAUUUCUUAUGAAGAAAUUGCUUUAUUCAGUUUUUAUACUUCCAUCAUAUUCAUUUGUUUUUCAAAAAUAAAACCUUUUAACUCAGUGACUGCGCCAAAUCUCUGCACGCCGAGUCCAUUCAUCCCAAACCCGUGACGACCUUGGGAAUAAGUAUAGAGGAUAUUCCUUCUACGAUUAUCACAAAUCAUUUCCUGCAAGAGCAGCUGCUACUCUAGCACAGUUUAGUGUAGCAACUUAUUGGGGCCAGAUGGACUCUAGGUUCCUAGUUGUGCCAUAUGUACAUCCGCCACUCAUUCGGCAAACCUUUGCGCAACAGAAAUUAAUCUCCCUUUCACCAGCCACGUCCACACAGAACUCCCAAAUAGACCUAUGCAGAGAGAAUUGAAAGAAGUUUGGAAGACCCAUUAUCCUUCUAUGGCACAGGUAUGCAACAAUUUCAACACCAGGGGGUUGUGGUUUUAGUGCCUGCAGAUUACUGCACUUUUGUUCCUUAUGUUUCAGGGCCCACGCCAAAACCAUGUGCCCAAAUAAGUUGUACCCGAAUGACUGACAACAAUAAAGGUUGACAUUCUGCAUUAUUACUUGGCUGAUCACCCCUCUUGUCAUCUCACUAGAUGUGAAGGUUUUUCUUCAGGAUUUCACACAGGUACAGUGUUCCUUCCAACUGGCACAGUAGACUGUCCUAACCUACAGUCUGCUUCAAAUGAUCCCACUACCGUACAGCUAUUGUUGGAUGAAGAAAUUUCCAAUGGCUUUAUGAUAGGCGCUUUCGCGUGCUGGAGGUCCAGCCCACUGGGCAUAGUGAUGGGUAAAUUUAACGAUAAAAAAAAUAGAUUAUUGAUCUCUCAGCCCCACAUUCCAGUACCAUCCCUAAAUUCACUAAUACCAUCUGGUGAAUUCCCAUUACAAUACGCAAACCUUGACAAUGCCAUCAAGGCCAUUAUAGAUUAUGGGGGGAAAGCGUGGUUAAGCAAGACCAAUGUUUCUAAUGCUUUCAAACUACUACCCAUACAUCCUUCUCUUUUGGCACCUGCAUGGAGUUAAGUGGGACCAGCAAUAUUUCUUCGCUACUAAACGAACGUUUGGGUCUAAGAGCAGUCCCAAGCUGUUCGACAUGUUUGCUGAAACAUUAUGCUGGAUCUUGCUUAAUACAUACAGGUGCCAAAUGAUUAUUCACUAUUAAGAUUUCCUUGAUGUUGAAAAAUCUGACACAAUACUGGUAGGCCUACAAUACAUUUGUUCAAAAAUCUUAACGUUCCAAUGGCAUUAGAUAAAACUGACCAGCCCUGUUACGAAAUCACCUUUAUAGGGGUUACACUUAAUUCCGAAACAAUGCAAGCAAAUCUACCUCAAGACAAAAUAAUGCAAAGUUUGUAAUACAUACAAUUACAUACAUACAAUUCGUGAGUCUUGCACCAGGAAACCAAUCCAGUAAUUGUUAAGAUCACAAAAUUUUGCUAUGACGGUGAUACCUCAAGGUCGUUCCUUUAUCUCAAGGCUACUUAAUUUGCUGCACGGUCUUCCAGACGUUGAUUCCAGGGUUUCUUUUGACAUACAGGCUAAAGCGGAGUUGGCUAUGUGGUAAGAAUUCCUCACAUCAACGGCAGAUCUUUGUUUGUUCCACCUAUUUCAGAUAAUUCACCAGUUGUUUGGACAGACGCCGGUUCAGUAGGCUAUGCAGCCAUUUUUUGUGAUGAGUGGGUACAAUCCAGAUGGCCUCCUGAAGCUAUGCAGCUGGUGAACUUUCCAGAAUCGCCAUCAAUGUUCGACAUCUUUCCUAUAGUGGUUGCAGUUAGUAUCUGGUGCCAUAGUUGGAAGGGACAAGCAGUCAAGUGUUUUUCCUAUAACCUAGCGGCUUGUCACAUUGUUAAAAAAGGAAGGUCUCAGUCUCUGACUAUUAUGAAAUUAAUUGGGAAACUGACUUGGUUGGCUGCUCCGCAUCAAUUUUUCUUAGAAUACAUUCAUGUGCCAGGAAAGAGCUGACCCCUUAUCACGAUCUUAAUUUCAGGAGUUCAUUCACUUACAAGCUACGGCGAACCCACAAUCCAAAGAACCCCCAGUCUUCAAGGAGUUACUAAUGGACUGAACUAUCUACUGGCACAAAGUAGAAUGUUGGCCCAAGCGGGUCUAUCUGUAACUACAAGGAAAGCAUUUCAAAGAGCAUAUAAACUGUUUAUGAAGUUUGUUGCUGACUUCAAUAUAAUGUUUUCUCCUUAGAAUAGAUUGUCGCUUUUACAACUUUUUGCCACAUUUCACUAAAACUGGCCUACAAUACGAUCAAACUGUAUUUAACAGGUAUCGAACAUUACCUACUAACAUCUCAUCCAAAUCAUAACCUCUUAUUAAAGUCACACCCAGUGAAGAGCAUCCUUUAAAAGGUAUUCAACGCUUCAAGUACAGAAACCCCCCCAAACGUUUACCAAUAGACCGUAACAUUUUUCAGAGCAAUCUCAGAUUUGCUGGACACCAAACCAUUCGAAUACUAUACAACAAUAGUUAUCCAAGCAGCCAUAUAUUUGGCUUUUUACGGGUUCUUAAAGCACCCAGACCACUUCUGCCCAUUGGAGUGGUCUGGGUGCCAACUCCCACCACCCUUAACCCUGCAAGUGUAAUUAUUGCAAUUUUUAUAAACUGCAAUAAUUACUUUGCAGGGUUAAGUCCUCCUCUAGUGGCUGUCUGUCAGCCACUAGAGGGACUUCCAUGUUCUCAGAACACGAAAAGUGUUUUAAACAACGCUGGACAUCCUCACACUAUGCAUGAGGACCUCCAGCGUCGCCAGAAUCCCCAUAAGAAAGCAUUGAAUAAUGCUUUCCUAUGCGAAGGUCUAAUGUGCGCGUGCCGUUGCCACGCAUGAGCAUUAGGUCUCCCCCGCCGGCUGACGGCGUGGGAGGAGCGUAGGCGGAGCCUGACCCAGUGCCGAGGGACAUUGGUGCUGGAUUCAGGCAAGUCACUGAAGGGGUUUUAACCCUUUCAGUAACAUGGGAUGGGGUGGGAGGGAGAGUGCAGGAGCCUGCACUGCCAGGAAAACGGAUAUGUUUUCCUGGCACUGUAGAGUCCUUUUUAAGACCAAAAGAGUUCACGGUGGAUCGAUCCAUAUAAACACAAACACGCUUGAGGAAGGCGGGAAUUCCCUCCAAUGGCCAUUGGAGUAACUAAAUGACCUCCAUUUGUCUAAAUAUGCAUAGGGAUUAAGGAGAGAGCGCAGGUAACUUUCUUUUUUUUUUUUUUUUGUCUUUGGUUUUUAACUAUAUAUUGGGGCUGAUGUGUACUGUAGUCAUUGCUGCCGCCCAGGAGGGAUGGGAGUAAGUGCAGGACUUAUCUUUUUGUAAAUGCUUAAGGAAUCGUGAACUAGUAAAAAAUAAAUAAAAAAUAAAUCACUUUUUCUUUGUCCAUUAAACAGUCUAAGAAAAAUCAAAUAGGGCAUCCUACAUUUCAUUCUACCCAAUAGGUAAUAAAUGAUGUCAAGGUGUUUAAAGCAUUGGUAAGUUCAUCAAAUACAUCUAAACCAGAGUCAUUGUUUAGUCUGCAUGGCAAACCAAUGACCACUCAAAAAUUUAUGUUGUACGUUAAGAUGUUGAUCAUUGGAUUAGAAUUAAAUCCAGCAUCAUUUACGGGUCAUUUUUUUUAGGAUUGAAGCAACCACUUCAGUAUCAAAUCAGAACAUACCAACUCAUGUCAUUAAAAAUGUAGUAGGCAUCCAAACUACUAUUAAUGCCCAUGUGUGGAAAAGAAAACCCCUCAGACUGGCCACCACAAAGCUGGGCCUACAGCACACCAAAGGUGGGUUGGGGGUGCCUGAUAUCCGCUAUUAUUACAGGGCCUCGUUGCUGGCACAAGGCCUGAGGCUACUUCGGUCCCUUGAUAGGGAACAGGCUCCCAUAUGGUUAGCACUCGAAGACCUGCCUACACCUGGUUACUCAACAAUUUCCAUGUGGACCAGUGCGCCCAGCCCCGCAGGAAAAAAUGCUUUAUGGUGUACAAAUACCACUUUGUCCACAUGGAAAUCCUGGGCCUUGGUGCUGUUUGAUGCUAAAUCAUUGAUUAAGGUGGCACCCCUCACAGCGCUACAAGCGCACUCCCCUGACCUCGCAUUACACAAAUGGUCAGCUCUGGGAAUACGCACAGUAGGGAACCUAUAUGACCAGGACACAUUAAAAACAUUCCCAGUCCUGUUGAGCGAAUUUUAUCUAGCCCCCAGAGAUCUAUUCCUGUACUUAAGAGUCAAAAACAUUCUACUAUCAUACAACUCGUCCGAGGUGGACGUACAGUGCUCAGUGCCGCUCUCCAUAAGUUACAUCAUGAACUCCCGCUCCAUUAAACUCUUAUCCCUAUAUUAUAACACACUAUGGGACGAGGCUUCACUGCAUAAACUUCUAUACAUAGGGCGAUGGGAGGAGGACAUCGGGUGUGAAUUUACCCUGCACCAAUGGCGGGGGGCCUUUACCCUUACCAAGCGAGCAUCCCAGAGUCUCUCCCUAUGGGAAGCGUACUGUAAAGUUACAAUGCACUGGUACGUAGUCCCCCAUAGACUGUCCAAGAUCUUCUCAGGAGCUUCCCCAGUUUUCUGGAGAUGAGGGGAAAGCACCGGGAACAUUGCUGCAUAUCUUCUGGGAAUGCCCUAGCCUAAGAUCAUUCUGGUCCCGCAUACAAACGCUCAUACACACAGUCACCGCUUUAUCACUCCUGGUGUCCCCCGAAAGCUACCUACUGGCAGAAAUGUUAGCGCGUGUGUGUGUGUAUAUAUAAAAAAAUAAAAAAUAAAAUGUGUGUGUGUAUAUAUUAUAUAUAUUUAUACAAAAAAUUUUUUAUAUAUAUAUACACACACACACACACGCUAACAUUUCUGCCAGCACAAUAUAUAAAUAAAAUGUUAGUUUUUAUUUAAGACCAAAUUGUGUUUACCAUGACAGGUAGGGGGAUAAUACCUGGCAGCAUUACACCGCUAUUGACAGUUCAGUGCUUUAAUUCACAAAUCUCCUAACCUUUCCAAUUGACUUAUUAGGUCUGGUUCUGUCAUUCCUGGUUGUCCUCCUCCUUACAAUCUUGUAUGAAGCCUCCAAGGUUUGGAAGUCCAAUCUCCUCAACAGAGUCCUGCUGACCAUACCAGUGUCUCCCGAACGUUCUCAAUCCCCAACCCGGAGUACGGAUUUAGAAGCAGAGUCAGCUGCAACCUCUGACCCAUUACUGUCCCCUGACAAUCUUUCAAACCAGAACACUGAAACGAUAGAACCUCUCUCUAGGGGAUACCGUUCAUCACCCUGCAGGUAAAAGUACUGACAUUGUCUCGAUGCAUUUCUCUGCACGAGGCAAACGUCUGUAUACCUAGAAUGUUUGGGAGAGCCUAAUGGUGUUUAAGAUUUUUGGUUUAAAAAUGUAAGAUGUGUUAAUAUUUUUUCCCCCUUUUUUCUCUCCUCUUCUGCAUCUGAUGUGGUUGACAGAAACCCAGUACUAUUUUUACAAUGGAGGAAUAGGUAGUUAAAAGGGGACCCACCUAAGCAACAUAAUUACUACAGGUUAAAACAUGUGGUGCUUUGUCCAAAAAUUUGGACUAUCCCAGCCUCAUAAUCUUAUGUCACUUCUGUCUAAUGGAUGGCAUUCAGAGCGCCCUUUUUAAUUAGCAAAAUUAAUACAAAUGAAUCCGCACUGUGGAAUAAGCUGGCGCUAUAUAAAUACCAAUAAUAAUAUCUGUUCUGGGGUAAACUCCCUUGAUUAUUCUCCAGACAUCAAUGUGGCCUAAUUUGCUCAGGUUGACACAAAUUGUAUAAAUAUAGGAGAUCACCACUGCAUCACUGUUUAGUAAAUGUACCCCAAUGAUAACAUGCAACAUUUAAUACUUUUUUUUUUCCUUUCCAUUGGAGUAAUAUCUAAAAACAUCCUACAAAAGCUGCAGAUCUCUACGCUGCAGCUUUGCAAGGCACCCCCUCCUAAAUCGCAGGCUUUCUUAUCACAGACUUUCCAAUGUGUUUGGAGCAAUUUCUGCCUUUUGAGUUAAGCACCACUAAAAAAAGAGGAAGUAAUAGAUUGUCUGACAGCCAGGUGCAGGUAACGAGGUUAAUUUAGUAAAAUGACUUCCUAUUGAAAUCUACACUUUUUGUAAAAUAAAAAGGACAGACGAGCUUUAGUUCUUUGGAGAGACCCUAUAACAUUACUUAUUCAAAUUGCAUACAUUAAUCGCAUGACCUUAACAAAGCUUAUUGUCUGCUCCCAGAAUUCGAGGUGUAGAGUUGCAUGACCACUAGUGUCUGGGAUGGAACCACAUCCAUCAUAGCCAUUCCAACUGGUGUUCUCCGUUUUCCGUGUAAAAUAUGAUAAUACUUUAGAAAAAUGGAAUGUGUAUUAUUUAGAGAAAUCAUUUUAUCUGAAUUAAAGCCCUGCGGAAUUUGUUGGCACUAUAUUAAUAACAUCACGCAGGCACUGCCUAACCCUCAGGGCAUAAACUGUUUGGUUUUAAACCUGAAGUUGGUCCUCCAUGAAGGUUUGCCUUGGCAGCUGGUGGUAGGCUGAUGGCGUUCGACGCCCUGUGUACAGCAAUGAUACAGUUCCUGGGGGAUGAAGUGCGAGGAGUUGCGUAAGAAAAUGGCGGAGCUCACGGGGGACAGAUUUAGUGCCGUAUAAGUAAUUUCAGCUGUUUGCAAAUUGUGGCACUUUUAAAGGAACAAUCCAAACCCCUAAUUAAUUAUAGCUGGUUCCACCAUGUAAGUAGUUAAACUGUUUGCCAAUACCUGUGGCCACUGGGCACCAAUUUCUCUCUCUCUCCUGUCCCGCUAUGAAGUGCUAGGAACAUCCAGCACCUUUCCUGAGCUAAGACUUGCAAUGCUCGGCCUGCUCACUGGCUGAGAAUGUCAGCCGAUCACUCUCAGCCGAUGAGCUGCACAGCUGGUAUUUGCUUACAGCUCUUUUAGAGUCUCGGAGAAGCACCCGGUGGACCUCUGGUUUAACCACUGGUAAAUGGUGCUUGGAGCAUUCCUUUAAGACUGUAAAUGCCAGAAGCGUGAAAUAGAUUUAAUAUCUGAAACAUUUUGUUAACCUCAAACCUUUACAUUUGUGACAUUUAUAUGACCACAGUGAAUACUUAGCUUGGAGGAAAGACGAGACAGGGGGAUAUGAUAGAAACAUUUAAAUACAUAAAGGGAAUCAACACAGUAAAGGAGGAGACCAUAUUUAAAACAAGAAAAACUACCACAACAAGAGGACAUAGUCUUAAAUUAGAGGGACAAAGGUUUAAAAAUAAUAUCAGGAAGUAUUACUUUACUGAGAGGGUAGUGGAUGCAUGGAAUAGCCUUCCAGCUGAAGUGGUAGAGGUUAACACAGUAAAGGAGUUUAAGCAUGCGUGGGAUAGGCAUAAGGCUAUCCUAACUAUAAGAUAAGGCCAGGGACUAAUGAAAGUAUUUAGAAAAUUGGGCAGACUAGAUGGGCCGAAUGGUUCUUAUCUGCCGUCACAUUCUAUGUUUCUAUGAAUACAUGCAUGUAAGUAUUCAUUGGGAGUAUAUAUAUUAGUGGGGGUUUUCUGCUUUUUUUUAAAUGAUGGAGUGUUUUUUUUUUUGUUUUGUUUUUUAAGUGAAAUCAAAGCUUAAGUUUAUUUUCUCCCACACCCAGCUUUCUGACCAGUUUUUGUUGUAUGGGUCAAGUAAUAGGCCUCACACUAGUGGUUUAAGGCACCCCCUCCAGACGGCGUAUGACUGCUCUCUCUUUAAUCACAAGCUAUUGUAAGCAGCCACCCUAUAAGUACAGUCAAACGGUAUAACCCUAUAUUUUGUAAAACUGUAGCACCAGUAAUGCUUUUCCAGACUGGUUUAGAAGGCUUUUGGGGGCAGCAAGUUCAAUUACUUGUAUGGUAUAUUUUUAACACAACUUCCCGUUACCUUUGACAAGCCACCUUCAUAGCCUUCUAUGUGAGAGAUUAUGCUACAAAUCAAGUUCCAAUGAGAAUAGUGCUUCAUGUAAAGGUAUUAUAAGCCACAGUUUUUCUUAAAAUCGUGAUUCCAUUCAUUUUAAUGAAUAAGUGCAAAUUGCUUAGUGCUGAACUAUAUAUCCUACGUCAUUUGCUGGGCAGGUAUAUUUUGGAUGAAGAGAUGGAGGGGUGCUCAUUGGUUACAACCACUUCCUGGUCUGGAGUGCAGUUACAGGAGAACCAAUUCAAUGGUCCUCAUUUAUAUUUCAUUUUGAAAGAUAUCUAGCCACAUUGUCAUUAGCACCCUCAAACAUGCUGAGGUGGAAUUUUGUCAACCAACCUUAAAGGACCACUAUAGGCACCCAGACCACUUAAGCUCAAUUAAGUGGUCUGAGUGCCAGGCCCCCCUAGUUUUAACCCUGCAGCUGAAACAUUGAGGGUUAAUCCAGCUUCUAGUGGCUGUCUUCUUGACAGCCACGAAAGACCGCUUCUGCGAUCCUCAAUGUGAAAUUGCAUUGAUCUGAGUAAUGCUUUCCAAAGGGCGGUUUGAAUGCACACGCAGCUCAGGCCGCGCAUUCGGAGCGGACGUCGGCAGGGGGAGGAGAGGUCACCAGCACAGAGGGAGCCCUGCACUGGAUUAAGGUAAGUGGUGAAGGGGGGCUCCGAGGGAGAACCUAAUAACCCUAUAGUGCCAGGUAAACGAGUUUGUUUUCGUGGCACUAUAGUGUUCCUUUAAGCCCUUUGGUCUUUUCUGUGUUAUUUCUUUGCAUACACUGUGGGUCUAUGCCAAGUUGGCAAGCAUGAUAAUUGUUCAUAAACACCUGGCCAGGGUAGCAUAGAACUAGUCUCCCCUACCAUGUCUUUGAAUAGGAGCAUGUUACGUUGCUGGGGUAUACUGCCUAAUCCUUAUUAUCCUGUUUUCUCUCUGCUCACAGGUGGUGGCUUCUUCAUGGCUUUGUUACCCUGCUUCACACAGCUCAAGUUGUUCUUGGAUACAUGAUCAUGCUAUGUGUAAUGUCGUACAACGCUGCCAUCUUUCUGUCCGUCAUCAUUGGAUCUGCCCUAGGUUACUACGUGGCAUUCCCCCUCCUCUCUAAAUACCCCAAACCCUGCUACCUAUAAGAUGAAGGAUUUUACACUUCAACAGAUGAAGCUCAGUAGUGAUAUUCUUAUUGAAUAUUCUCAUUCGGUCUCACCAUAAGUGCUGCAUUGGUGGUGGCUUGUUCUUCCUAGUCUGUGAAGAUGUUUUACUUUGACACUCGUGCUUCUCCUGGUCUUCCUGCAACCAUUAUCUCCACCUAUUGUCUAGAGACCGCUGCACUGAUCUGGAGUUUGUGUCUCCUCUGGCCACCUGAUGGUGGCAGGUGCCUUAUUGCUCUUCCUAUUGUGAUAACUCCAAUUACAAUACGUAGGUCUCUCCUUUAAAUUAACAGACUACAUAUAAAAUUGCCAAGUCUAGAACUGGAUCCCUAAUGUGCUGCCUACUGUGGGCCCUGUAAUUAAUCAAAUCUAAACAUCAAAAGGGGUCUGUAUGUUGGGUUUAAUGUUUUGUUUCUUUAAAACAGUUCAGAAAGUUAAAAUUAUUUUAAUAAAAUUUUUUGCAGACAGCAAGAUGGCUUAGAGGUGAGGGAUCAAAUUGCUGAUCAGAACAACAUAUGGAAACGUUAACCCAGCAUGGUGGUUUUUUUUAAUAUUGUACUGAAUGUAAAUUUAUUAAGGUUUGUAUUAAAUGUAUUUUAAAGUUAAUAAGUCUUAUUUUAGAAUAUUUGUGUUUGGUUUAUUCUUAAAGGGCCACUCCACAUACAUAAAUAGCUUCAGUAUUUUAAAGGUGCUGGUUUCUAUGAGAAGUUGGCUCUUAAAUGAUUAAAGAUGAAACCCCUCUGCAUCUGUCAAAAAGCUAGGGAUAUUUUGCUUCCUACUUCGGUUAGCUCCCCCUCAGCUAUCAGAAAUGGCAGGUGAGCUCUACUCGCAUCCCACAUCUCAGACAUCAGAUUAGCGAGUGUUCUUUUGGAACACUGUGUGCACGCGGAUUAAUUGCUUCAGCGGCUCCCCAGUGAGUAGACUGUGAUAGGUUAUUUCCUGGAGAAGAGACUGCAGCUUUUGCAAGCUCUUUAAAUAUAUGACCACAGUGAAUACAUGCAUGCAAGUAUUUAUUGGGAGUAUAUCUAUUAAUUAGUCUUUUUUUUUUUUUUUGCUUUUUUAAAUGAUGCAGUGGUCCUUUUUUAAAGUGAAAUCAAAGCUUAAGUUUUUCUUCUGUACCCAGCUUUCUGACCAUUUUUAUUUCCCGUAUGGAUCAAGUAAUAGGCCCCACACUAGUUGUUUAAGGCACCCCCCCUCCCCACACACACACCCAAGACUGCGUAUGACUCUUUAAUUCCAAGUUAUUGUAAAACUGCAGCACCAGUAAUGCUUUGCCAGAAUUAAGGUAAACUGUCAAAGUUGUAGUUCUAUACACUGGCCUAUAGACUUAACGAACAUUUGGGGUGCAAGGUUUAGCAAGUGCUGCCGUAUACUGUAUUUGCUGGUGUUAAAUAAAAAUAUGUACUUAAGUAUUAAUGAGCAUCUUGCAAGCAGAUGUCCAAACCAAUCCGGAGUGUCUUGCUUGUAUAAAUUCUCAGAUAAAAUCAUUAACGUUUUUAAUAAGCAAGUCUUUUCAAGACUCCCAAAAUGGACCUGGGCAUUCUGCAUUAGCAGGAAAAAUCACUUGGGAUAACUAGGACUGUUACUGUAAUAUGUUCAAGAGCUACAAAACAGAAAACGUGUGACACUUCAUUUUCUUAUAAUAAAGUUUAUUUAUUAUAAUUAAAAGCUUUUUUAUUUUAGACGUUUUUAAGUUUUAAUAAAAUAUAUUUUGGAAUUAAGUAGAUCUGGUUACGGAAUAAAAAGGCACUGCUUGGUUUGAAAGGGGCUGGGCGUGGAAUGUGGAUCAGAGACACUCCAGCAGUUCUGGCCUACAUUACCCAUAAUGCCUAGUGUGUGUUACAACUGGACACGAAUGGGGAAAAAUAGCCCACAACAGGUGACGUGAAAAUAGUACAUUACACAAUCUGUAGUAUUUGCAGUCAAACAAAAUACAGUUCAAACUGUGUGGGGCUUUGUAGGGCAGUGUUACAAACACACAAAUUGGUAUAUAAAGUAUGAUAACACCUACUCAAGGACAUCUCUCAUACAAACAAGGAUAUUCUUUGUAGUCCAUCUAUGUAACACUCAUAUACAGGCCUAUCUUACAUGUUCAAUAGCUUGGUCACAAAGGGUGGUACUUUGACAUAUUUAUACAGAAGAAGUCCCUAAAGGUAGGUGUCACAGACACAAAUAUGAGAACAGUUCUCUCUCUAUCCAAAUCAAAAAUAUUGUGAAGCUAGUGUAUGUUUUGGUUAGUGUUUUUUUUCUGUUUUAUGCACUUACUGUAGAUUGGGUGUGAUAUACAGGUGAGGCACAGCAGGAACAGAAUACUUGUGCAGUGACACAUCUUAAAGGGUAGGUGGCAGUAACGGGAGAUGACUAAUGGUAUAUAAGCUAAGCAAACUGACAGACUGUGCUAGUCAAACUGGAAGCACUAGCUUUAGCCAGAUACAGAGAUUGGAUAAAUUAGAUGUCGAGAGCAAAACUUGCUCAUGAUUGAUUGAUAUGUGGUGACCGUGGGUCUGAUCUGACGUAGAAAGGGUUAUUCACUAAAGUGGGAAUUAUCUGGUAUUCGUUGAAUUGUAACUUUUAAGCCAAAAUAGAUUAAAUAGAUUUCCUUUUUUUUUUUUUUAUUAAGUAUUCUGGCCUAAAUUUUGAUAUUUGCUUUGGAUUCCAGACAAUUUAAACUUUAGGAAAUAACCCUGGGAAUGUUUCUGCAAAGCCGUGUGGAAUGUUGUAAAUAUUCAACAGUAAGGAAUGUGUGCAGCGUUCACACGUUUUCAACCCUGUCGUAGCAGAAAAGUCUAGCAGAGCUCAAAGCAUUUAAAUAGUUUUGUGCCAAGGGAUGGAGAGUCUAGCUGUGCUUGUGCCCUCCACAGGAGUUCAUUAUAUGCUCCUCCACCCCUUGUCUCCAACUGUGAACCAGUCUCAAGUUUGAGGAGUUCAGAAUGGAGUGAUUAUUUCAUCUCUUUUCCGUGGUGCAGGCACUGGAAUUUCCCUAUAACCUUCUCCUUCUUCGUCCUCCUCACUCAUCGGAGACUGAAACCCACUGUCAUCUGGUGUGGACUUGAGCUCUUGUGCAUGGAAAGACUGGUUCUCUGUUUCUGGAGGGAAAACCGUGCUGGCCGUUUCAUCCUUUGGCAUCUCACAUGGCAGAACUGAAGGGAGAUGUGUGCUGGAUGGUUCUUCAGAUGAAUUCUCUUCUGGUAAGUCGUCAGGCUUAUGCGGUGGAUGAUCUAGCACCAACUUUUGAUCAUCAUGCACAAUAUAUUUUUGUGCCAACUCUUGCUCUCCACGUGCAACUUCCUGGACGUAGUGUGCCACAGCUUCUCGUGCCACCUCUUGAACAUAAUGUGCAACAUCUGGGUCAUCAUAAGCCACAUCGUCAGCCAUUUCAUGUCUAUCAUGUGCAACGUCUUGGUCACUGGAUGUCAAAUAGUCUGCCCCAUCAUGGUGAUCAUGGAUAAUAUCUUCUUGAACCUCUAUUGUACUAUGUUUCUCCUGUGUGCUGGUUUGUGUCACCCCUUCAUUUUCUGUCCUUAGGUCACUAUGUGCCAAUUCCUCAGCCAUCGGUCUUCCUUGUAAUACAUUUUCUUCAUUUGUAACUUCCACUCCUUUGGACCUGUCUUCGUGUACAGGUCUUGACUGUUCUUGUUGUAUCUGUGUAAUGUGCACAGGCUCUUCCUCCAAAAUGGGUUUUUCUGGUAUUUCUUCAGCAUGAGUAUCCUUAACUGGAACUUCCACAUCAAACUCUUUCACAAGCAUACCUCGGAUUUGGGUAACAUCGCUGGACUCUGGCUCUUCAGGGAUAACUGCGUUUGCAGGUGGUUCCUGGCAGGACGCCGGAUAAUCCGGGUCCUCGUCUUCCUGGAUGAGAGACACCACCUGUCGCGCCCUUCCAUGUCUACCUCCACUUGAGGAUUCAUUAGGAUUGGCAUACUGUUCACUCCAGUCGACCGAUGGCUCAUCCCCCAGUAAGUGUAGGUUUGGAUCGCUGUUGUGCAUCACUAUACUGUCCCGGUAUAAGUUGUGUUUCCGCUGAAUGGCAGCCUCCUUAACCGCUGCAAGAGUAGAAAACCAGAGUUGGCAAAUUAACAAGUGGCCUGACCGACAUGCACCCACCACUAAAUGUUAAAUAGUUUGUAUUCACCAUACUCACCCUGCACAAUAUCUCUCAUCACAGUCUGUAACACAACCUCUUCGUAAGUGUUCUCCACCAGAACAAAUCGCGAGAGCUCCUCAAAUAUGAGUUCCUGAUAACGUGGCAGCUCCUGGUAACAUGAAUAUAAAGUGGACAGAUUCAAGGUCCAGGAAAAUCUAACAAAUUAAUUCAUUGAAAAACCUUUCGGUACC